CUCAGGGCCAGAUUGACUAGGAUCGGUGUCGGCAUACAGCUGGCGCCCCCCAGGUAUGGAGGGCCUGCUCAUUGACAGCAGACCUGCCCCGUGGAUUCAGUUUUCGAGCACGCAGACUCGCCGAGGGAACAGCUCGGCGUCGGAGCAUGAACGGAUCCUCUCGGGACGCAGACCGCCGCAGACCGUAAGCCCCUACUGCCAGCCACCAGCCGCGUCCCCCAACCGCUUGGCCCACACUUCGGUCCUGCCCGUCCGUGCACGCGCGCUGACUUGCAUCAUAUACAUGCAUGUGUUGGGUCAGGUGCGGUUAGCGUUAUUGGCAACGACCACGCCGAUGCGAUAUGUGUGCGCAGACUCUGUGAACCAUACCGAUAUCAUACUGAUACCUAGCUGAUUCUCGGAACCACAAGUGGACAGAAGAUUCAUUCCAAUGCGAAGAAGAGGAGGAAGCCCUAGGCGGAAAACAGGACAGCCAGGAGAGAGAGAGAGAGAGAAGAACGGAAAGAACAGGUGUGACAGACGCCCUGAGGCGCGUCGGCGCUACAUGCCGCACUUAGGCGGGCACGGAGAAGUUCAGCGUUAAAAAAAUUCUACGGAAGGGCGCGCGUGGCUACCAGCAAUCACGACGGACAAAGAUGCGGGCCAGAAAGCCAGGGCGUUCUUAGUAGUUGCGACCCCGCACGCCAGCGCAAACCCUCACCCCACAGCCUUCUGCCCGCUCCCUGAGGCCGGUGCCCCGGCCGUCCCAAUGCUGAGAGGUGUGCCGGGCUCCCUCGCGCCGCCGCCAGCCCCGCCCCGCUGGGCCAACUCCUACUUGGCGAGCGCGCCCGUGGGGCACCCGCCCUGCACGAAGCGCAAGACCACCGCCCGCGCCUCCGCGCUCGCUGCCAUGGCCCUGCUGAGCCGCUGCUCGACCUCUUGCGUGGUCGGCGCGGCGCGCGGCAGUCUGCAGAGGCGGCAGCCGCCAAAGGGCAGCACGGCCUGCCAGCACAGCGCGAGCGGCCGACGGCGGCAGUCGGGCGCCUCGCCCCGCCCCAUCCCGCCGUCGCAGUCGCAGGCCGUGCAGCCGUCCGUGCUGCUGCCGAGGGUGGCGACGAGCUCGUGAUCCGCCACCGCGCUGCUCUGCGGUUGCUGUACGCCGGGCGUGCCCAUCCCACCCCGUCGGGCCCAAGAUCGCAGGCCUAGAAGUUGACACAAACACCAAGGUCGGCGGUGUGCCUCCACCGAGGGACGAAGAUCCCGAUCUCGGUG
Prorocentrum cordatum is the source of this 1251-nucleotide messenger RNA. The record is from the annotation of a GenBank genome assembly. NCBI's taxonomy places the organism in Eukaryota, Dinophyceae, Prorocentrales, Prorocentraceae.